Molecule: messenger RNA, 5653 nt
Organism: Leucoraja erinaceus (little skate)
Lineage: Eukaryota; Metazoa; Chordata; Chondrichthyes; Rajiformes; Rajidae
Gene: gk
Product: glycerol kinase
Exons: 19
Coding region: 102-1658 (518 amino acids)
Biological process (GO): glycerol-3-phosphate biosynthetic process; glycerol metabolic process; triglyceride metabolic process
Cellular component (GO): mitochondrion
Molecular function (GO): glycerol kinase activity
Source: RefSeq, a predicted model, not a curated record
AGCGCAAGGCAGGGAGUGUGUCACAAAGGGCGGUCGCUAGGGAGACGGGGUGGCAGAGAGCCGACAGGCAGUCAGGCAGAUACAGCCAGCGAGCGGCGGCCAUGGGCACCUUAGUCGGGGCGAUUGACCAGGGCACCAGCUCCACCAGGUUCUUACUCUUCAAUCCCAAGACGGCUAAGGUUGUGGCUGAGCAUCAAGUGGAAAUUACACAGCACCUUCCAGAUGCAGGAUGGGUGGAAGAGGAUCCCAAGGAAAUUUUGCAUUCAGUUUUUGAAUGUAUUGAGAAGACAUGUGACAAAUUGAAGCAACUUGGCAUAGAUAUUUCCAGUGUUAAAGCAAUUGGAGUAAGCAAUCAAAGAGAAACAACAAUCAUGUGGGACAAAAUGACAGGAUAUCCGCUCUACAAUGCAAUUGUGUGGCUCGACCUCAGGACACAGGCAACUGUGGAAAAGCUCAUCAACCAAGGACCAAAGAAAGACAAAAAUAUUCUUCAGCCACAAACUGGUCUCCCGAUUAGCACCUAUUUUAGUGCUGUGAAACUGCGUUGGCUCCUUGACAAUGUGGAAGCAGUUAAACAAGCUGUAGCCAAACAACGGGCUAUGUUCGGAACAGUUGAUUCUUGGCUGAUAUGGUGUUUGACAGGUGCAAACAAUGGUGGUGUUCACUGCACAGACGUGACCAAUGCGAGCAGAACUAUGCUAUUCAACAUCAACACUCUUCAAUGGGACCCUGAUCUCUGCAGCUUCUUUGGCGUUCCAAUGAGUAUUCUCCCAGAAGUAAGAAGUUCGUCGGAGGUUUAUGGAAUAAUGAAAUGUGGAGCGCUAGCAGGUGUACCCAUUUCGGGAUGUUUAGGCGACCAAUCUGCUGCCUUGGUUGGACAAAUGUGUUUUAAACCUGGACAAUCGAAGAAUACAUACGGUACAGGUUGUUUCCUCUUGAGUAACACAGGUCAAAAGCCUGUGAUGUCUCAGCAUGGCCUUCUGACAACAAUAGCCUAUAAAUUGGGCAAAAACCAGCCGACAAUCUAUGCACUGGAGGGAUCAGUUGCUAUUGGCGGUGCUAUAGUGCGCUGGUUGCGAGAUAACCUUCGUAUAAUCAGUUCAGCGGAUGAAGUGGAAAAACUUGCUGCAUCAGUGGGUUCCUCUCAUGGCUGCUAUUUUGUGCCAGCCUUCUCAGGGUUAUAUGCGCCAUAUUGGGAUACAACAGCAAGAGGAAUAAUAUGUGGCAUAACCCAGUUUACAAGCCGAAAUCAUAUUGUAUUUGCUGCAUUAGAAUCUGUCGCCUUUCAAACUCGCGAGCUUCUUGAAGCCAUGAAUAAAGACUCUGGCAUCGUUCAGACUACUCUCAGAGUGGAUGGAGGAAUGACCAAAAAUAAGAUAAUGAUGCAACUUCAAGCAGAUAUUCUCGGUAUUUCAGUUGCAAAGCCGGCAAUGGCAGAAACGACAGCGCUCGGAGCGGCCAUGGCUGCCGGUGCUGCAGAGGGUAUUGGCGUCUGGAACCUGUCCAGUGACAGCCAAUCAACGACAUCCUGGGAGACAUUUGACCCACAGAUCGACAUUGAAGAAAGUGACAAACGGUUUCGUCGCUGGAAGUUGGCUGUGCAAAAAUCAAUGGGCUGGGCAACGCAUGACAUUGAAAGUGACUAUGAUAAUUCAUAAAGCUGAAGGAAAUAAUGUAAAAGGAUGGAAAGAUGCCAUUCGGUGCUUUGUAAUCUUGCAGCUCCGGAUGGUCUACAGUUCUCAAGAGCUUCCAGUCAACUGUCUUCCUCAUGAAUAAUUUGCCUUUUGGUAUUUGGAUACAGCAAAUCAAAAGUAAAGCAUUAAUUGAAAGUGCCUUUCGGAUAUUAACGAGAUACAGAUAUAGGUGCUGGUACUUUAAUUACAGAGUCCAAUGGAGAAAAGACACCAAGUUUUAAAAUUAUUUUGGACAAUUAGAUUGCGAAACAGGAUAAAAUAUACAGUAUCAUAGUGGAAUUAUCGAAUGCACUGUAUAAAAUUAAAAAUUCAGGACUUGCACUUUUGCACUCUCUCAAACUGAGACAGUUCACUAGUUUGUUUUAUGCCAGAUGAUGAGCUUGCUAGGGUUAAAUCCUAACAAACUAGCACUUUCUCAUCCAGUCAAGGGCCCCUUUAUGACAGAAUGUCUCUUACAAUGGAUGGGCGACAGCGGACAGAAAUGACUUACCGUUAUUGAUACACAAAAAAGGAGGGAACAGCAUCAAGGAACUCACUGACAGGAGAAACAAAGAGAGAUGCAGAUUUGAGCAAGGGGAAGAAUUUGUAAAUGCAUAAAUCCACACUGCAAUUAGAAUGCUGCUCCAUAUUAUCCACAGGAUUAGUUUUGAUGUUAGGAUCAAGUUAUUUCAGUUAAUUGUAAUAUCAUUAAAACACAAUACUAUGACCCCCAAAUCAAGCCCUCAGAAUUGCAGAUGUGAGCACUUGAAUGAGAUGACUUUUGCCCGGGUCGCUUUUCACAUACCUCAGCACAGAUUAAGAACUCCAAACUUUUUAAAUUAAACUCGUUUUUUUUUUCAAUGAAUUAUGUUUGAAUAGGAAUUCUACUCAGGACAAUUUUAGGUAGAAUCAAACUCUGUUCAACAGGAACAGAAAUAUAAAAGAAUGGAAAUGUGAUGCCUGGAUACUGAAGAAAAAUUCUGACGAAAGGAAACAUUAUUAAACAGUCUGAAUAAAUACCGGCAAGUUGGUAGAAAAUUUAUGCAAUCGGCUGAUUUGAAUUCUGCCAUAUAGCAUCAAAUAAAUACUCGAACAUGGACUGCAAUAAAACGGAACUGGAAUGAUGGUUUAUACCAAAGAUAGACACAAAAUGCCGGAGCAGGCAGCAGUUCUGUAUAAAAUAGAAAAGUAACGUUUUGAGUUGGGACCAUUCUUCUGACUAAUUUUAAGGUAGGGAGGGGGGGGUGACUGGAAGCAAGAAAAGACCUAUCAGGGAACCACCCUGCCUGUGGUCAUCUGUUGCUGGCCCUAAUUUGUCCUGGUCUUUUCUUGCAUCCAGUCCUCCCACUCCCCUUAUAAUCAAUCCGAAAAAGGGUCGAAACCCGAAAAGUCACCUAUCAAUUGUAUCCAGAUCGGCUCCAUGAUGCCUAACCUGCUGCUGAGAUACUCCAGCAUUGUGUGUCGAUCUUUCGGAUAUGGGCUGUAAUUGGUUUGGCACCUUUAAUUCUUUCAAUUCAUCACAGUAGAAGCACCAAUUGUAAUUUGAUUCAAUGAAAAGUUACCUGAAAUAUCAUUUUAAAAAAAUGUAUACUAUAUGGUGAGAAGACAAGAAGCCUGUUUCAUAAGCCACUGCAAUUACCUGGAAAAAUUGUAGCAUCAAACUUGUUUUUUGAUACAAAGGACUCAGUGGUGAUUACCCAAUAAAUGUCUCUGACCACCCAUUUUAGUGAAAGAUUAAAGGCAACUCGGGUUUCUCUUACAUAACAAAAUCCUCUGCAAAACUGUAAAAUCCUUUAACCUUCUGUAUGUUUAAGAAAGAACCGCAGAUGCUGGAAAAAUCGAAGGUAGACAAAAAUGCUGGAGAAACUCAGCGGGUGAGGCAGCAUCUAAGGGGCGAAGGAAUAGGUGAUGUUUCUGGUCAAGACCCUUCUUCAGACUGGUGGGGUGGGGGGGGGAGGGGAUGGGAAGAAGAAAGGAAGAGGCGGAGACAGUAGGCUGUGGGAGAGCUGGGAAGGGGAGGGGAAGGAGGGAGAAAGCAAGGACUACCUGAAAUUGGAGAAGCAAUGUUCAUACUGCUGGGGUGUAAAAUACCCAAGCGAAAUAUGAGGUGCUGCUCCUCCAAUUUGUGGCGGGCCUCACUCUGGCCAUGGAGGAGGCCUAGGCCAGAAAGGUCGGAUUUGGAAUGGGAGGGGGAGUUGAAGUGCUGAGCCACCGGGAGAUCAGGUUGGUUAAUGCGAACUGAACGGAGGUGUUGGGCGAAGCGAUCGCCAACUCUGCGCUUGGUCUCACCGAUAUAGAGCAGUUGACACCUAGAGCAGCGGAUGCAAUAGAUGAGGUUGGAGGAGGUGCAGGUGAACCUCUGCCUCACCUGGAAAGACUGCUUGGGUCCUUGGAUGGAGUCGAGGGGGGAGGCGAGAGCAGAUCUACGGGAUAUAGAGGAGACCCUGGUGAGAGCCUCAUCUAUAGUUGAAGAGGGGAACUCUCGUUCCCUAAAGAAUGAUGACAUCUCCGAUGGCCUGGUUUGGAACACCUCAUCCUGGGUGCAGAUGCGGUGUAGACGGAGGAAGCAGGGUGGGAAGAAGUGUAGUCCAGAUAGCCAUGGGAGUCAGUGGGUUUGUAGUAGAUGUCGGUCAGUAGUCUGUUACCUGCGAUGGAGAUGGUGAGGUCUAGAAACGGUAAGGAGAUGUCGGAAAUGGUCCAGGUGAAUUUGAGUGCCUGAUGGAAGUUAGUGGUGAAAUGGAUGAAGUCAGUGAUGGGUGCAGGAGGUAGCACCAAUGCAGUCGUCAAUGUAGCGGAGGUAGAGUUUGGGGAUAGGGCCACAGUACGCCUCGAACAAGGAUUGUUUGACGUACCCCACAAAGAGGCAGGCAUAGCUGGGGCCCAUGCGCAUGCCUUGGAUUUUGAGGAAAUGGGAGGAGUCAAAGGAAAGGUUGUUGAGGGAACUUUGUAGCUCAACAAAAUGCUCAGUAUAUUCAAGGAUGUUUCCGUUGCCUUGUCAAUUCUAGAGGACAAAUUCACUAUUAAUUAACCUUUGAAUGCUGCUGUGUAUCAGGAGAUUCAGAUUCGGAUUCAUAUUCAACUUUAAUUGUCAUUGUCAGUGUACAGUACAGAGACAACGAAAUAUAGUUCAUAAGUUAUAGGAGCAGAAUUAGGCCCAUCAAGUCUACUCUGCCAUUCAAUCAUGGCUGAUCUAUCUCUCCCUCUCAACCCCAUUCUCCUGCCUUCUUCCCAUAACCCCUGACACCCGUACUAAUCAGGAAUCUAUCAAUCUCCGCCUUAAAAAUAUCCAUUGACUUGGCCACCACAGUCUUCUGUGGCAAUGAAUUCCACAGAUUCACCGCCCUCUGACUAAAGGAAUCCCUCCUCAUCUCCUUUCUAAAGGUACGUCCUUUUAUUCUGAGGCUAUGGCCCCUGGUCCGAGACUCUCCCACUAAUGGAAACAUCCUCUCCACAUCCAAUUGAUUGAGAAUAUAUAAUAAAAUAUCCAAUUGCUGUUCACAAAGAUUUUGGUGCGAAAUGUCAGUCGAGUUCUCACGACCCCAGUGAAAAUGAAGAAGUGAGAACUGCACGAAUGUCAUUUAGCAUGCUCAGAAAUCUGCAGCGGUGCAUUUCCUUUCCCCUCAGCAACUGUAACGCAUGCACUGGCAGCAUGCAGUUGAGUCUUCUCACUCAAGUAGAAGCAGCUGGUAUUCAGACUAUCCUCUGGUGCACCCUAUAUCCAGGCACACCUUUAGCAUAUAAUUGAAAGCUAUUCAAGAGACUAAGUAUGAUGUUGGUUUAUUUUAAAAUGACUUAUCCAGGCAAAACAGUUAUUGUGACAAUUACCUUUUCUCAGUGCUUCAAAAUUGGAGAAACCAAGUUUCUAAGAGUGAAAUCAGAUUUAAAUUGUCUUGAACUUUAUGAAAUACAGGUUUCUUUGUGCAUGUGUUUUUGAAACUUGUAUCAAUGAAUAAAUCAAUAAAGGUGCGUGUAUCAAUCUA